Messenger RNA from Desarmillaria tabescens, 717 nucleotides. RefSeq lists its product as uncharacterized. The record is from RefSeq and is a predicted model, not a curated record. NCBI's taxonomy places the organism in Eukaryota, Fungi, Basidiomycota, Agaricomycetes, Agaricales, Physalacriaceae. The transcript is spliced from 2 exons. The annotation marks the transcript as partial.
UUCGACUCCUUCUCCCAAGCACUCGAGUUCAUCGCGUCUUUCCCUCUUCUCCAGUCACUCUCCAUCCACGACGCGAUUUGGACAGAUCCUCGCAUGGAUACACACCCACUACCUAUCAGCCUACAUCAUCUAACAUUGUGCGACUGCUAUCAGCGGGACAUCUUCGACUGGCUGUGUUUCCUCGAACCCAUCCCGCUGAUACCGCACAUUAACCUCGGUUAUUCUGUACGACCCGCUGACACUCAAUCCAUUGGGACGUACCUCUCCCACCUCGGAGACGCACUACAGACCCUCACGUUCGGGUUCUGGUCAUUCGACGCUGGAGGUGACGCAGAGGACUUUUACCUCGCGGUGAACUUGGGUUUGAAUACCGCCUUGCGCCAUCUGAGGGUCGAUUAUUUCAUCAGUAACGUGGAGGUGUCGCAGGUGACGAGUGCUGGGCCAUGGGUCGUAAAGAUCCUUCACCAAUUAAAUCCCGCGGCGCUGGAAAGGGUCGAUUUGGGGAUAUCACCCUGGUCAGUAGAUGAGUUGGACGCGGAGGCUGAUUCUAUUGACUGGGUGGACCUGGAUCGGCUCUUCUCGGGGCGGCUGGGAGGAGCACGCCUCAGGUUUCUGGUAUAUGGCCAUGUUGAUUUUGAGCAGGUUUGCAGAGCAUUGAAGGACAGACUAGCGUCGUGCAGUCAGCGAGGUAACCUUCUGAUUGAGAGAUGCUCUGCU